Molecule: messenger RNA, 1818 nt
Organism: Drosophila miranda
Lineage: Eukaryota; Metazoa; Arthropoda; Insecta; Diptera; Drosophilidae
Exons: 3
Coding region: 249-740 (163 amino acids)
Source: RefSeq, a predicted model, not a curated record
GACGUUACACACAUCCACUUUUACCACAAAUCUAAUAUACCCCAAUACUCAUUUUGAGUAUCGGGUAUAAAAAUACUUCGCUCGCUUCUCGUUUCUCUCUUAAAAUCUAGAGCAAACUCGUGAUCAAUAGACCUUAACUAAAUAGGUUUUUUGAAUGAUCGUUGACCGAAAUUGAUUAAUAAUGAGUUCUACUCAUAUAGUAUUGGAUAUAUGAAGAGCUUUAGAUUGAAUUUAGUCGUCGUGGCUUCAUGUACGUGAUGUGUUCUACUCCCAAUGUUUUGGUGUACCUCCUGGUCAUGUCCUAUUUCGUCGUUAAGGUAAGUGUAAAGUGUAAAUAUUUGAACAACAAAUUACCAAUUACCUCUAAGAUCGAUUGUCGAGUGGAGUUCACGAACAUAAAGUGCAAUUCUGAGGACAAGGAAUUCUCCGAUUUUGAAUAUUGUUAUCUGAAAUCUGUGAACCGGAGCUACAAAUAUCUAUCGCUGAAAGUCAAUCUGUUUCAAGUUCCUAUUACCAAUGUCUCGACGAAAAUAGGACUGUACAAGCGAUUCAGUGGAUAUAAACCAUUCCUUUACAAUUUAACUGUGGAUGCCUGCAAAUUUCUUAAACAUCAAAAAUCCUUCCCCAUUGUAUCAUAUUUUUAUGAGUUAAUCAAAGAUUUUUCAAAUAUGAAUCAUUCAUGUCCCUACGAUAAUGACAACGGUGACAAUGGCAAGAGGAUAAUUGUUUUACGGUUUUAGCAAAAUGGUAUUAAAGCUAUGUAGUUCCUAAUGCAAAGCUGAUAUUCAAUAGUAGUUAUAAAUUUAAAUGUUAGCUAAAUAAAACAAUGUGAGGAAAUAUUUUAUGGCAACUUGGAAUACACUAAAAUUCAUAUUUUUGUCGUCUGUAUCGAUGUCAUAAAAAAUUCUUCAAUAUAAUUCAAUGCUUUUCAUUAGUCCUUCAAGCAAAAAUAUUGAGGAUCCUACUAUUUUCUUUUAUAUUCUAUUUUUAUAACCGAUACUCAAAAUGAUUACAGGUGUAUAUUCGAUUUUUUCGGAAAAUGCAUGUGUGUAACGCCUAGGAGGAAGCGUUUCCGAACUCAUAAAGUCUAUAUAUUCUUGAUCAGUAUCAAUAGCCGAGUCGAUUGAGCCAUGUCUGUCUGUCCGUCCGUCCGUAAAGGCCACAUUUGUGCCAGGUCAACCUGUCAGGUUUUUUUUUUUUUACUUCAAAAAAGCAAUAUGGGUGUAAACUUAUUUGAAAAAUGCAUCAGGUUCACUUAAAACUUUGCAUAUGAUUUUGGUUUUGUUUUUCAGGAUCCGAAAAACAAAAAUUUUUGGCUAUGGCUAACUGGACAUCUAACUCACCGAUCAUGUUUCGCACCGUGAAAUGAAUAUUCUUCUAUAUUCAGUUGGACCCUUUGACCAGUGGGUGGUGCAGAAGACGCGACUAGACAUAAUGCAAGUUCGCCCGUUUUGUGUACAUAGCUGGGUGUCCUGGACAUCCUUGGGAACUGUGUUCGCGACUGUGGAUGCUGUUUCGGCCAAUAGUUUGCCCGCAUCCGCCAUGCUGAGACGUUUCAGGGACCCACGAUUUAGUCCAACAUGGCGAUGGAACGGCUGCAGCGCAUUGAAGCUAAAAUCAAAUGAACCAAAUGAAACCACCAAAAAUGCCAAUCGGCCGAAAACAUCGAUAUUUUAUAUCAUGCAAAAAUAAUAGCAUACAAAGUCAUAUAUUUUGCAAUUAGUGGACUUUUUACAGAAACCAAGAAUAGGUUUCAGGAGAUACAUAUGUAUAUAGUGACAUAUCCAUAAUUCCCCACAUCCCAUACACAUUAUGUUU